Molecule: messenger RNA, 114 nt
Organism: Staurois parvus
Lineage: Eukaryota; Metazoa; Chordata; Amphibia; Anura; Ranidae
Source: the annotation of a GenBank genome assembly
AUGCGAUUUUUUCUUGUCGCAAUUUUUUUCCUUCUAUUUGACCUAGAAAUCGCAUUGCUCCUUCCUGCCCCAUGGGCCAUCCAACUGCCAACCCCAACCGUAUCUAUUGCAUGA